Messenger RNA from Phalacrocorax carbo (great cormorant), 2291 nucleotides. Lineage: Eukaryota; Metazoa; Chordata; Aves; Suliformes; Phalacrocoracidae. The record is from RefSeq and is a predicted model, not a curated record.
CGGGCGGAGGCGGCCGCCGGGUGGGCGGGGCCUGCACGCGCCGCUCCGCCGCGCCGGGGGCUUCGUUCGGCCGCUGCCCCGGGGCCGCCCCCGCCGCUGCCGGCAGCCGUGUGAUGGUGGCAGCAUGCCGCGCACGCCGGCCUCCAGCGAGGAGGAGGAGGGUCGGGGCUCCGAGUACCCCGAGGGCGACUCGGACUCGGGGAGUUCCCGCGAGGGCCCCCCCGGCGCCAACCCCGGCCCCCCCCGCGCCCGCGGCCCCCCCCGGCCCCCCCCGGCCCCCGACGACACCCACUUCAGCAUGAUGGUCUUCCGCAUCGGCAUCCCCGACCUGCACCAGACGAAGUGCCUGCGCUUCGACCCGGGGGCGGCGGUGUGGGCGGCCAAGCAGCAGCUCCUCUGCGCCCUGACCGAGGGGCUCCACGACGGCCUCAACUACGGCCUCUUCCAGCCCGCCGCCGCCGGCCGCGACGCCAAGUUCCUCGACGAGGAGCGGCCCCUGCGCGACUACCCGCAGAGCUUCGACCAGGGCGUGCCCUACCUCGAGUUCCGCUACAAGACGCGGGUUUACAAACAAACCAACCUGGAUGAGAAGCAAUUGGCCAAGCUGCACACCAAGACGGGGCUGCGGAAGUUCCUCGACUACGUGCAGCACGGCUCGGCCGAGAAGGUGGCGCGGCUGCUGGACCGCGGCCUCGACCCCAACUACCACGACUCCGACUCGGGGGAGACGCCGCUGACGCUGGCGGCGCAGCGCGAGGGCCCGGCGGACGUGGAGAUCAUCCGGCUGCUCUGCCUGGGCGGGGCCCACCUGGACUUCCGCGCGCGCGACGGGGCCACGGCGCUGCACCGCGCCGUCUGCACGCGCCGCUACCCCGCCCUGCUGGCGCUGCUGGACCUGGGGGGCUCCCCCAACUACAAGGACCGCCGGGGGCUGACGCCCCUCUACCACACGGCCAUGGUGGGGGGCGACCCCCGCUGCUGCGAGCUGCUGCUCUACAACCGCGCCCGCAUCGGCACCGUCGACGAGAACGGCUGGCAGGAGAUCCACCAGGCCUGCCAGCACGGGCACUCGCAGCACCUGGAGCACCUGCUCUUCUAUGGGGCGGAGGCGGCGGCGCAGAACGCGUCCGGCAACACGGCGCUGCACAUCUGCGCCCUCUACAACAAGGAGAGCUGCGCCCGCAUCCUGCUGUACCGGGGGGCCAACAAGGAGGUGAAGAACAACAGCGGGCAGACGCCCUUCCAGGUCGCCGUCAUCGCCGGGAACUUCGAGCUGGGGGAGCUGAUCAAGAACCACCGGGACUCGGACGUGGUGCCGUUCCAGGAGAGCCCCCAGUUCGCGGGGCGGCGCCGGGAGGGGGUGCGGGGGCUCCCCCUGCCCCCCCAGCGCCUGCUGCGCGCCAACAGCGACACGGGGGCGGCGCUGCCCGAGUGGGUGCUGCGGGGCCCCCCCGGCGCCCCCCCCGCCCCCCGGCCCCCCUCGGGCACCCUGCGCAGCGCCAGCAGCCCCCGGGGGGCUCGCGCCCGCUCCCCCUCCCGCGGCCGGCACCCCGAGGAGCCCCGGCGGCAGCCCCGCGGGCGGCCCAGCUCGAGCGGCGUGGGCCGGGAGCCGGGCCCGGGGCCGGGGGGCACCCUGAGCACCCGUGGGGUGAAGCGCAAGCUCUACUCGGCCGUGCCCGGGCGCACCUUCCUGGCCGUGAAGCCCUACCAGGCGCAGGGCGAGGGCGAGCUCUCGCUCAGCAAGGGCGAGCGCAUCAAGGUGCUGAGCGUGGGCGAGGGGGGGUUCUGGGAAGGCCAAGCCCGCGGCCGCAUCGGCUGGUUCCCCUCCGACUGCGUCGAGGAGGUGCCCGCCCGGACCCCCGAGGGCAAGACAGAGAGCCGCAGCGACAAGGCCAAGCGUCUCUUCCGCCAUUACACCGUCGGCUCCUACGACAGCUUUGACGCCCCCAGUGAUUACAUCAUCAAGGAGAAGACGGUUUUGCUGCAGAAAAAGGACAACGAGGGCUUUGGCUUCGUCCUGCGUGGGGCCAAGGCGCAGACCCCCAUCGAGGAGUUCACCCCCACCCCGGCCUUCCCGGCCCUGCAGUACCUGGAGUCGGUGGACGAAGGCGGCGUCGCCUGGAGAGCCGGGCUGCAUGGGGACUUCCUCAUCGAGGUGAACGGGCAGAACGUGGUGAAGGUCGGGCACCGCCAGGUCGUCAACAUGAUCCGCCAGGGCGGGAACAGCCUCGUGGUCAAGGUCGUGAUGGUGACGCGACACCCCGAGGCCCCCGAGGGACCCCGGCGCCGCG